This is a messenger RNA of Sphenostylis stenocarpa, 2865 nucleotides long. The record is from the annotation of a GenBank genome assembly. Lineage: Eukaryota; Viridiplantae; Streptophyta; Magnoliopsida; Fabales; Fabaceae.
AUGUCCGCCAAGAGGCACCACCAGAGCGCCAUGCCGGUGCACCCAAUGGAGGAAAUUCUCGGAGCUCCGUUCGGAGACCCAGCUCCAAAUUUCACAGAAUCGGAGCUCCGGGAGACAGCGUAUGAGAUUCUGGUCGCAGCGUGCCGGAAUUCGGGGCCGAAGCCACUGACUUUCAUAUCGCAGUCGGAGAAGGGGGACCGGGAUAGGGCGGCGCCGGCGCCGUCGUUGCACCGGUCUCUGACUUCGACGGCGGCGAGCAAGGUGAAGAGGGCUCUGGGGCUCAAAACGUCGUCGUCGUCGAAGGGAAGCAAGCGGGCGGCGACGACGGGGGAGUUGGUGAGAGCGCAGAUGAGGAUUUCGGAGCAGAGUGAUACCAGAAUUAGAAGAGCACUGCUCAGAAUUGCUGCGGGCCAGCUUGGAAGACGCAUGGAGUCAGUUGUUCUUCCUCUAGAGCUAAUCCAGCUGGUUAGGAGUUCUGAUUUUCCAAGUCAACAACAAUAUGAGGUUUGGUUGAGGAGAAAUUUGAAGGUUCUUGAAACAGGACUCCUUUUGCAUCCUUACCUUCCCUUAGAUAAAUCAGAUCCUUCUGCUCAGAGCCUACGCCACAUAAUCCUUGGAGCAUUUGAGAAACCCAUGGAUAUUGGAAAGAAUGGUGAAUCAAUACAAACCCUUCGAACUGUUGUAUUGUCUCUUGCUUGUAGAUCACCUGAUGGGUCUAUAUCUGAGACAUGUCACUGGGCUGACGGUUUUCCACUGAACCUCUGGAUCUACCAGACUCUUUUAGAAGCUUGUUUUGAUCUUCAUGCAGUAUCUUCUGUGAUAGAGGAGGUUGAUGAGGUCUUGGAACUCAUUAAGAAGACCUGGGUUAUGCUUGGAAUUAAUGAGACGUUGCAUAAUAUUUGUUUCUCAUGGGUCUUAUUUCAUUGGUUUGUUGUCACUGGCCAAGUGGAGAAUGAUCUUCUGUUAGCAUGUAGUAAUUUGUUGGCAGAAGUUGGGAAAGAUGGUGGGUGCUCAAAAGAUCCUUUUUGCUCAAAAAUUCUGAGGAACACGUCAAGUUUGAUACUGAGUUGGGCAGAGAAAAGGCUCCUUGCAUACCAUGAUACUUUCAAUGAUGAUAAUAUUGAAUCAAUGGAAAGUGUAGUUUCCCUUGCAGUAUUAUCAGCAAAUAUAUUGGAAGAUACCUCUCAUGACUACAAUAGGAAGAAAAGGAAAGAAGAUGAUGUGAACUACACUAGAGUUGAUAAUUAUAUUAGAUCAUCUUUGCGUGCUGUUUUCGUUCAGAAAUUGGAGAAACUGGACCCCAGCAAGCAUCCAUCUAGAAAACAGAAUAAAGCCUUUCCCAUUCUUUCCAUCCUUGCUCGAGAUAUUACUGAACUGGCUUUUAACGAAAAAGCAAUAUUUAGUCCCAAACUAAAGAGAUGGCAUCCUCAUGCUGCUGGUGUUGCCAUUGCUACUCUUCAUGUGUGUUAUGGAAAUGAGUUGAGGAAGUAUGUUAAGGGUAUCAAUGAAUUGACACCUGAUUCAAUAGAAGUGUUGAUAGCUGCUGACAAGUUGGAGAAAGAUCUGGUGCAGAUAGCAGUGGCAGAUUCUGUUGACAGUGAAGAUGGUGGAAAAUCCAUUAUCAGGGAGAUGCAACCUUAUGAGGCUGAAGCUGUAAUUGCUACUCUGGUAAAGUCAUGGAUAAAGAUCAGAGUAGAUAGGUUGGGAGAAUGGGUUGACAGAAAUCUGCAACAAGAGGUAUGGAAGCCACAGGCAAAUAAAGAUGGAUUUGCGCCUUCUGCUGUUGAAGUUCUAAGAAUCAUAGAUGAUACUCUGGAGGCUUUCUUUCUGUUGCCUAUACCCAUGCAUACUGAUUUGGUUCCUGAAUUGAUGUCUGGUCUUGACAAAUCCCUCCAACAGUACAUUUUGAAAGCCAAAUCUGGCUGUGGGAGCCGCAGUAGCUUCAUCCCAACUUUGCCUGCAUUGACUAGGUGUUCAACAAAAUCAAAAUUUAAUGGUGUAUUCAGGAAAAAAGAGAAGUCGCAAGUGGCUCAGAGGAGGAAAGCCCAUGUUGGAACCACUAAUGGUGAGAACUCAAUUGAUAUAGCCCAGAUGUCUGUUCGCAUCAAUACUAUGCAGCGUAUUCGAAUGGAGUUGGGGGUUUUGGAGAAGAGGAUAGUCGCCAAUCUCAGCAGUUCAAAAUCCGCUAACGAGGACAUAGCUAAUGGGGCGAGCGUGAAGUUCAAGCUUUCUGCAUCUGCUGCUGUGGAAGGCAUUCAUCAACUCUGCGAAUGUAUAGCAUACACAAUCGUUUUCCAUCAUCUCAGUCAUGUUCUCUGGGAUGGCCUAUAUGUUGGGCAAGUUGCAUCCGCCAGGAUUGAGCUUUUUCUGCAGGAGCUUGAGCAAUACUUGGAGAUAAUAUCAUCUACACUGCAUGACAAAGUUAGAACACGUGUAAUUGUUGAAGUGAUGCAGGCUUCUUUUGAUGGGUUCUUGUUGGUUUUGUUAGCUGGAGGUCCAUCGCGUGCUUUUUCUCUGCAAGAUUCUGUUAUUAUAGAGGAAGAUUUUCAGUUUCUUACUGGCUUGUUCUGGUCCAAUGGAGACGGAUUGCCGACCGAAUUGAUAGAAAAGCAUUCUACCACUGUCAGAGGUGUACUUCCCUUGUUUUCUGCAGAUACUGAGCACAUAAUUCAGCAAUUCAGUCAGCUUACAAGGGAAAUGUAUGGUUCUACAGCAAAAUCCAGGCUUCCAUUGCCUCCAAUUGCUGAUCAAUGGAGCCCCACAGAACCAAACACGCUUUUGCGAGUAUUGUGUAACAGGAAUGAUGAGGCAGCUGCUAAGUUCCUUAAGAAGAAUUACAACUUACCCACUAAGGUUCAAGUCUAA